Acanthamoeba castellanii str. Neff is the source of this 552-nucleotide messenger RNA. Its product is annotated as Fbox domain containing protein. The transcript is spliced from 4 exons. Bases 1 to 552 code for a protein of 183 amino acids. NCBI's taxonomy places the organism in Eukaryota, Discosea, Longamoebia, Acanthamoebidae. Gene Ontology annotation, molecular function: protein binding. The record is from RefSeq and is a predicted model, not a curated record.
AUGGAACAACUCGAAGUGCCGGUGGAGCUGGUGUGUCACAUUCUCGGUUAUGCCGAGAGCCUGGCGUCGUUGGGGCGUCUGCGGCGGGUGUGCCAGCGCUGGCGCGACCUCAUCGACUCCUCCCCCUCCCUUUGGGCAAGGUUCUCGGAGUUGGAGAUCGAGCACAGCCGCAUAGAACCGGCUGCGCUCCACCGCUUGUGCGACCGUAUCCCUAAGACGCUCGGCGUUCUCUUGCCUCGUGGUGUGUUCCUACACUCGCAGUUGCGGCUGGUGGGCUGCUCCAAGGCGCUGCACCACCCCAUCACCACACUCCUGACAGCACCUCAAGGCUCUCAGGUCAAGGUGGUGCACAUCGAGAACUGCGACAAGAUCACGUCGGACGACGUUAGCCUGGCUGCCAUCGUCAACAACUGCCCUCUGCUCGAGACUCUCAUGUGCGUCUUCUCUUCUUUAUCGGCGUUGCCACUCCCUGUCAUCGACGGGCCGUGGGUGGGCAGCGGGAGAGCGCUCAAACCCGUGUGCUUGGCCUUGAUCCAGAUUCAUGAGCAAUAA